Messenger RNA from Cetraspora pellucida, 1020 nucleotides. NCBI's taxonomy places the organism in Eukaryota, Fungi, Glomeromycota, Glomeromycetes, Diversisporales, Gigasporaceae. The record is from the annotation of a GenBank genome assembly.
AUGUAUUUUAGUUUUUAUGGUUUUGUUUUUUUCAUAAACAUUAUUUUUACAUUUGCUAUAUUCACACCGACUGGAAGAUAUUUUCAUUCCUCAGUCCUUGUUGAUAGGAAACUCUAUUUUAGUGGUGGAAUAGAGUUUCCUUCUAUCAAUUCGAAUAAAUUCUUUUAUUUGGAUGUUUCUAAACCAUUUAAUAUAACUGAUGAUGUCUCAAUACCAUGGGUUGACCUUACUUCUACCAGCAGCCCUUCGAAAUAUCAGGAUACAGCUUGUAUUGGUGGAAAUAAUCAUGAUCAGAUUUUUGUUUUAGGUGGUCUUCCUUAUAAUCAAUCAUUUGUUAUUCAAUUUGAUUCAAGUAAACAGCUAUGGAUUAAUAUUACAUCUACCGUAAAUGUACCAACAAAUAGAUAUGAUAUUUCAUGUACCAAUUUUAAUAAUGGAUUGAUUGCCAUUUUUAGUGGUUAUAGUUCUAGUUCUACUAUUGCCAAUGAUCUUUGGAUACUUAACACAUUAGCAUUAUCAUGGAGCUUAAGCAAUGGAACAAAUGCACCUCUAUCUAGGUUUGGUUAUUGCGCAAUAACUUUACCUAAUGAUAAUAUAUUAUAUAUUGGAGGAAGUAGUCCUGCUAAUUUAUCUGUGUAUAUGCCAAUGAAUAACUUACCAUUAUAUAAUACGAAAUCUGAUGCGUGGACAAAUAUGAGUAUAUCCGGUCCGACUCCUCCUGUUCGUAGAUAUUUCUCUGCAGUGUUAAGUAUGUUUGCAAAUUUGACCUCUUCAUCAAGAAUAUUUAUUCUAGAUGUAAGCAGAAAAGAUUACUACAAAUGGAUUACUGAAUUUACUCCAAAUACUACAAUUUCAAAUAAUGCAAAUCCAACAAGUAAUAUAAACCCAGCAAACACAAUAUCAAGUAGUACAAAUACAGUUGUUUCUGACUUCAAAAACCUUGGCUUAAUUAUUGGUGCAACCAUUGGUGGUGUUAUUUUCUUAAUAUUUCUUGUUGCUUCUUGUAUUGUAACUAUAAAG